AUGACAACCUUGCAAGUCCCCGAUUGUGGAGGUUGGUUACGAGGAGUGACUGCGAUCAGUAUUCGAUAUGCGGCGGACGUGUUUGAAACCAUUGCCGGCAUCAUUAGGGGUUGUGGUGCAGGCAUAGCUGUUGAUCAGGAGAAAGUGUUACGUAGGACAGAGCAUUUGCCACCAAUGCCAAAUCAUGCCGAGUUGUUGGAUGUCGAUGCCGGUUUGCAAGGUCCAGCUCUCAAGAGGUCAGAGAUGGUCGAAAUAUUUCCACCCCUGGCGCUUGACGAUGGAGAAUUGGAAAUGGCUGCAGAGGGUGCACCGACACCGAUUCUUCCAACCUCUUCUAGGUCUUUCUGGAGGAUCCAACGCCUCGCCAUCCUUUACAUUCCGUAUAAAUGUAUCACUGUGAUCAACCAACUUCAUAUCUUGGAUCGCUUUCGCAUGCUCUUAUUUACUUCUGCACUUCUAGGAGAUGGCUCUGGUUUUGUCACCGUGGUUUGGGCGAGGGUGCGCCAGGCGUACCAGUUCACGCUUGAACCGACCUUCAUGUUCACCGACCUGGUUAUCGUCAAAGUUCCGCUGCAAAGACAGCCUUGUGCGCCAGUGAGUAGCCCUUGUUCUUCCCUGCACAACAACCUUCGUAUGCUGAGAUGGGAUGAGACAGCUGAGGCUCACACCUUCAAACUUCGCCUGCCAGGUAUGAAGAAGGAGGAGCUGAACAUCCAGAUAGAAGAUCGAACUCUCUACCUCAGUCACAACAGCGAGCCCAAAAUGGGUACCAAGGAGGGUGAAAGUUCGUCUGACUCGCAGUGCACGGAGAAGAAACCUGCAAGUUGCACCUUCAUGCGGACGUUCAAGUUGCCAGAGAACGCAGACCUGGAGCAGAUCAAAGCUAAUGUAACCAACGAGACGUUGACCAUUACCAUACCCAAGCUCACCAUGAAGUCACCGGAGGUUCGUAAGAUCAAUGUGAGAGAUGGAGAUGGUGUUGCCACUUCCUUAACUGCUGCAUCGGAGAAGAGCAAAGCCAAGGCUACGGAUGCAUCCGAGCCCACCUCGAAAUAGAUAUGCACAACCAGUUGCCACUUUUCAGUGCUGUUCAGUGAGGUCGAACCUUGAGGACUUCAAAAUAAGACUAGGGCAUGGGAGCAAUACAGUUAUUCAGUUGUGAAUUAUGGUAGCAUGGUAGUGUGGGUUUCAAUGCCGUGGGCUACCUGUCUGUGUUGCUAAUGAAACUUCGGUUUGUUUUCGGAACAUGUACCACAUACACCUAGUGUGGAUAAGAUGGGGUUCAUAUUGUUUUAUUUUUUAUUUAUUUAUUUUUGUUUCAGGGUAUGCUCUGAAGUGGAUUGAAAUAUAUCAAUAAAUCACAGAAUCAGAUGGUAUAAGGAUUUUACAAA
Messenger RNA from Physcomitrium patens, 1391 nucleotides. Lineage: Eukaryota; Viridiplantae; Streptophyta; Bryopsida; Funariales; Funariaceae. The record is from RefSeq and is a predicted model, not a curated record.